AGAAGAAGAAAGCGGAAGUGACGUCACACGCCGUGCGUCAACAAGAUGGCGGCGCAGACGGAGGUGGCGGCGAUGGAGGCGCCGCUGGAGGCGGAGCUGGAGGCGGAGCUGGACCUGGAGGGGGCGGAGCUGGAGGAAGUGGAUGUGCACAUCCAGGAGAACCUGGAGGACGCCCUGGUGCAGGAGGCGCUGCAGACCGGCGUGGACCUGCGCCAGUAUUCCCGGCAGGUGGAGCUGGAACUUCAGGAAGUGGAAAGAGCCUCGAUCCAGGAUUACAUCCGGGAGAGCGAGAACAUCGCGGAGCUGCACAACCAGAUCAGCGCCUGCGACGCCAUCCUUGAGCGCAUGGAGCAGAUGCUGGGCUCAUUCCAGAGCUCUCUGAGCUCGCUGAGCUGGGAGAUCCGAGCGCUGCAGGGCCAGGCCGGGGCCAUGAACCUGCGGCUGCGGAACCGGCGCCAGGUCAGGGAGAGGCUCGGGGGACUCCUGGACGAGCUGGUGGUGCCCCCUGAGAUGAUCAGCGUGAUCCUGGAGUCUCCAGUGACAUCCCCGGAGUUCCUGGCGCAGCUUCGGGCGCUGGACGCGCAGUUGGGCGCGGUGAAGGCUCAGGCGUUCCGGGACACGCUCGCCUGCGCCGACGUCCAGCACGUCCUCGACCGCCUGCGCAUCAAGGCCGUGACGAAAAUCCGGGAAUUUGUUCUCCAGAAGAUUUAUUCCUUCCGGAAGCCGAUGACGAAUUAUCAGAUCCCACAGAAUUCCCUGCUCAAGUACAAGUUUUUUUACCAAUUCCUGCUGGGCCACGAGCGAGCGGCGGCGCAGGAGCUGCGGGAACAAUACGUGGACACCAUGAGCAGAAUCCACUUCUCCUACUUCAAAUCCUACACUGGGCGCCUCAUGAAGAUCCAGUACGAGGAAGUGGCCGACAAGGACGAUCUCAUGGGCGUGGAGGACACGGCUCGCAAAGGUUUCUUUUCCAAGCCUUCGCUCCGGAGCAGGAACACCGUGUUCACCCUCGGAAACCGCGGCGCCGUCAUCGGCCCCGCCGAGCUGGAGGCGCCCAUCAUCGUCCCCCACGCCGCCCAGAGGGGCGAGCAGAGGUAUCCCUUUGAGUCCCUUUUCCGGAGCCAGCACUACGCCCUGUUGGACACCAGCUGCCGCGAGUUCUCCUUCCUCACCGAGUUCUUCCUCGUGGCCGGAGCGGCCGCUCAGGAAUUGUUCAACUCCGUCAUGGGAAAAACUCUUGGAAUGUUCCAGAAGCACAUGGAGAGUUACGUCUCCGACUGUUACGACGCCAUCGCCGUCUUCCUCUGCAUCCACCUGGCGCUGAGAUUCCGAUCCCUCAUGGCCAAGAGAAACGUCCCGGCCGUGGAUGGGUACUGGGGGUGGCUGCUGGAGCUGCUGUGGCCGCGUUUUGAGCUGAUCCUGGAGCUUCACAUCCAGAGCGUGCAGGGAACCGACCCCCAGCGCCUCGGGGGGUUGGACACGCGCCCGCACUACAUCACGCGGCGCUACGCCGAGUUCUCCUCCGCCAUCGUCAGCAUCAACCAAACCCUGCCCAGCGAGAGGAGCGACGCCCUCCUGGCACGGCUACAGCUGGAAGUUGAGAACCUGGUGCUGCGGGCGGCGGCCGAGUUCCCCUCGCGCCGGGAGCAGCUCAUCUUCCUCAUCAACAACUACGACAUGAUGCUGGCCGUGCUCAUGGAGCGGGCGGUGGAGGAGAGCAAAGAGGCCGAGGGGUUCCAGCAGCUUCUCUCGGCACGGACCCAGGAGUUCGUGGAGGAGCUGCUGGCGCCGCCCUUCGGGGGCCUGGUUGGGUUCGUGCGCGAGGCCGAGGCGCUGCUGGAGAGAGGAGAGGGAGAGAAACUGAGAGGACACGAAGCGCGGGUGACGCAGCUGAUCCGGGGAUUCUCCGGGAGCUGGAAAAGCGCGGUGGAGACGCUGAGCCAGGACGUGAUGAGAUCCUUCAGCAACUUCCGAAUCGGCACCGGAAUCAUCCAGGCGGCGCUGACGCAGCUGAUCCAGGUCUAUCACCGCUUCCAGAAGAUUCUGGAGCAGCCCCCGCUGCGGGCGCUGCCGGCCCGAGCCGACCUCAUCAACAUCCACCACCUGAUGGUGGAGCUGAAGAAACACAAACCCAAUUUCUAGGGAAUUCUGCCCCAAAAUCCCGGGAAUUCAGCAUUCCCAGACCUCAAAUCUGCCCGGAAUCGCCGGGGUUUUUUUUUCCCGUGAAAUUCCCAUUUUUCUCCCCAAAAUUCCCAUUUUUCCCCCUCCAAAAUUCCCAUUUUUCCCUCCCAAAAUUCCUGCUUUUUUCUCCCAAAAUUCCCAUUUCUACCUCCCAAAAUUCCCAUUAUUUUCCCCCCAAAAUUCCUGCUUUUUUCUCCCAAAUUUCCCAUUUUUCCCUCCUGAAAUUCCCAUUUUUCCUUCACUAAAUUCCCAUUUUUCCUCCCAAAAUUCCCAUUUUUCCCCCACAAAAUUCCCAUUUUUCCCCCACAAAAUUCCCAUUUUUCCCUCCCAAAAUUCCCAUUUUUUCUUCCCAAAAUUCCCAUUUUUCUCCCCAAAAUUCCUGCUUUUUUCUCCCAAAAUUCCCAUUUUUUCCCCCUGAAAUUCCCAUUUUUCCCUCCCAAAAUUCCCAUUUUUUCCCCCUGAAAUUCCCAUUUUUCCCUCCCCAAAAUUCCUGCUUUUUUCUCCCAAAAUUCUCAUUUCUAUCUCCCAAAAUUCCCAUUAUUUUCCCCCCAAAAUUCCUGCUUUUUUUCUCCCAAAAUUCCCAUUUUUCCCUCCUGAAAUUCCCAUUUUCCCCCACGAAAUUCCCAUUUUUCCCCCCCAAAAUUCCCGUUUUUUCCCCACAAAAUUCCCAUUUUUCCCUCCCAAAAUUCCCAUUUUUUUCCCCUCACAAAAUUCCCGAUUUCUCUUCUGAAAUUUUCAUUUUUCCCUCCCAAAAUUCCCAUUUUUCCCUCCAAAAAUUCCUGGUUUUCUCUCCUGAAAUUUUCAUUUUUCACCCCCAAAAUUCCCAUUUUUCCCCUCACAAAAUUCUCAUUUUUUCCCCAAAAAUUCACUUUUUUCUCUCAAAAUUCCCACUUUUUCCCUCAUGAAAUUCCCAUUUUCCCCUCCCAAAAUUCCCAUUUUUCCCCCACAAA
This is a messenger RNA of Poecile atricapillus (Black-capped chickadee), 3131 nucleotides long. RefSeq names its product VPS52 subunit of GARP complex (gene VPS52). The record is from RefSeq and is a predicted model, not a curated record. The transcript has 20 exons. Bases 46 to 2142 code for a protein of 698 amino acids. Lineage: Eukaryota; Metazoa; Chordata; Aves; Passeriformes; Paridae. Gene Ontology annotation, biological process: endocytic recycling; retrograde transport, endosome to Golgi; Golgi to vacuole transport. Gene Ontology annotation, molecular function: syntaxin binding. Gene Ontology annotation, cellular component: GARP complex.